AUGUUCGAGACGAGCGGACAAGCUCAGGAGGCGCUGAGACAAUUCAAAGAGGACUGCAAAGCCGAGCGGUGUGGAGGCGCGCCAAAGGGACUGCGGGAGCGGGAACAAGAGAAGAUCAUGCCUGCCGCUUUAUCAUCAACUAAAUCUGCUGUCGACGCUUCUUCUCACCGGAGAAAGACUAGGAUCGUGAAACGGCGCGGGAGAGCAGUCAAUGGAGCCGAGAGCGAUGAUGAAAUCGUGCGGGAGAUCACAUCGGACGACGACACAGACGACUCUUCUGUCGACUCGGAGUCGGAGACAGAGUCCCUGUCGGACGAUCAUCACCUGAACGGACGGUCGGAAGUCGUCACCCCAAGCACGACACAAAGUCCUCCGCCUCCCGAGCUUGAUGGUCGUGUCUCUCUUGCAAACGGCAUCACGCCGAAGCAGGUUGAAUCCGGCCCGUUUGUCGCCACAACGGACUGGGCGGACAUGGUCGCGUCCGAACAUGCGAAUGGCACGGAGGAUCUCCCUGUCAUCGAUUUUGCUGACCUCGGGCGCAGUCCGCUCGACCAACACCUUGUCUCUGCCCCUCGCUCGCGCAAGGUGCACAAACAAGGAAAACGGUCUGAUGCGCAGAGGUCGACGUCUGCUCCUCCUGCGCCGCCCUUAGCAUCACCGCCUCCUCACCACGCCGAGGAGCCUGAUGAUGAUGAUGCGCAUGAGCAGUUGGAGGAGGCGACUUCUUUCGAGCGCUCAGACGAGCAUCGCCAGAAUCGCUCGCGUGGCCAGACAGCCAGACAGGCAUACCAGCAGCGGCUGGAGACAGACCCUUCAUUCGUGCCGAAGGUGGGUGAGUUCUGGGGACAUGAUGACCGCCUGCUGGACAAGGAUCUUCGUAGUCUCAGCGGAUGGUGGCGUGGUCGAUGGCAGUCUCGUGGGCGUGGUCGGAGCGCUUUCACGAUGCGCGGCCGUGGUGGUCGGGGAGGAUUCGCUGGUGGACGUCCUCCCAAUGACACAGACGAGUUCGGAGAAGAGCAGGUUGAUGGAGCUGAGGUUGUGGAUGAGGUGCCACCGGUCGAAAAGACAUGGACACACGAUGGAUUCGAGGAGAUGAAGCGGCGGGACGAGCAGCGGCGGCAGCGCGUACAGGACCAGCAGCAACCAGCUCGUUUCGGGCCCCAGCGUGGUUUUGCCUUCCGUGGGAGAGGCGGCUUCUUCGGUGGUCGAGGGCGCGGCGGGUGGAAUCCUGGUUUCCUUGGUCGCGGGACAGCCGACCGGCCUUGGUUCGCUAUGAAGCCCGAGCGCGAGUGGACGAAGCAUCACGAGGCGUUCCUCUACUUUGAUCCCGCCCUCAAACCCCGUCCUGGGCAAGGGCCCGGCUACCGUGUGAAGCUCCCCGGUGGUCCUGAGCAUAUCAUCAGAGGACCUCCUCGUUCGUAUCCUAUGUCCCAGGUUGGCUUUGAGGAUCCUUCCGAAUUCUUGCAAGAUGAAACGGAGAAGAUCUUCACGGUUCGCAUUCCCCCGCGAGCGGGCAAGGAGAAAGCUAAGGAGGAGACGCAAGAGGUACCCGCCGAGGCUGUCAAUGUCGAGGAGUCUGCAACCACAAUGGCAGAGCUCUCCAUUGAGGAGGUGUUCACGGUCCGCCCGAACAUUGUUCCGAACAGGCGGAUCGAGAUUCCCAUACCACAGAAACAAGAUGCUUCGCCACCCAGCGAACCGUCCGCACCUCCGUCGCUGCCCCCUCCGUCUGUACAUCCCAUGUCGCAUGCAUCGCACUCGACGCCAUCUUCGCAGCAGCUGGACACCAGAGGUCAACAGCAACACAUAAGCCCUUUGUCGUUGGACCCGCUUGUUCUCCGUCCCACAGCUUCGUCGCCUAGUCCCAUAAUAAAGGAGACGGUUCUCCGGCGCCCAUCGCUUUCGACACAGGCACCUCCCACUGCAUCGCCGUCGACAGAGGCACCGCGCCCCGCCCCGCCAGCUCUUCACCCACUGCAAACCUCUUUCUCUCCUGUCCCCCAGACCCCGCCCUCGUACAAUCCGUCGUACGGAUACGGCGUUCCAUUGCCUCCAGGUGUUGCUUUCAAUCACCAUGGCAUGCCCUAUGAGCUCGCUACCGGUCGUCCCGUGAUCCUUCAAUCGACUCCCCCACCCAUGUUUACGCCACGACCGAUGAUGCACGGCCACGUCCCUCAUCCCUCCCACUCAUAUGUCCCUGCCCACAUGCACCAUCACUCCACGGUGUCGCCCGACUUCCUUGCACAUCCUCAUACACCGCCUGUUGGUCAGUUCGUAGAUCCGGCGACGGGCGUGCCCUUCUUCACGCCCGCACGCCAAAGUAGCCGUAUCGAGAUUCGUGCGCCGGAUGGGACGGACGGCAAGAAAGCUACGCGACCCUCCGGCUUGAGGACGUCGAUGUCCAGUUCCGAGGCGUACCCCGAUGCCCAGCUGUAUCAGCCCACAGACAUGGGCACUCCCCAAGCGCUGGAUGAAGAGAGCAUCGCUGCGCCGAAUGGACUACAGCAUAUUGAGCAACCGCAGCCACUCGUCGCUGAACAGCCAAUGGCUUAUCCGGCGUACCAGCCCUACUAUUAUCCUGAUGCUUAUGCCUAUCCAACGUACAUGGACAUGUCGCCCCAGGUCAUGCAUUACGAGAUGUACCCUCCCGCGGACCAUCGUACCCCCCAGCCCCCUAUGAUCUACUACUAG
Molecule: messenger RNA, 2691 nt
Organism: Postia placenta MAD-698-R-SB12
Lineage: Eukaryota; Fungi; Basidiomycota; Agaricomycetes; Polyporales; Adustoporiaceae
Exons: 3
Coding region: 1-2691 (896 amino acids)
Biological process (GO): mRNA processing
Cellular component (GO): exon-exon junction complex
Molecular function (GO): mRNA binding
Source: RefSeq, a predicted model, not a curated record